AUGAGUGACGAGGAGUCAUCCGGUACUGACGGAAAGGGAGUGUUCGAUGAGCCCCUCAAGAAGAAUGACGAGAAGCCUCUGUCUGCAAAGGACCUGGAGCCCUUUGGCAAUGAAGAGACUACGGAGGUUAAGUAUCGAACUAUGAAGUGGUGGCACUGCGGCAUGCUCAUGAUCGCGGAGAAUGUCUCCGUUGGAAUUCUGUCGCUCCCUUCUGCGGUCGCAACUCUGGGCAUGGUACCUGCUGCGAUUAUGAUCCUGUUCAUCUCUGCGCUUUCCUGGUAUACUGGUUAUGCCAUUGGCCAAUUCAAGCUCCGUCACCCCCAUAUCCACAGCAUGGGAGACGCUGGUGAACUCCUGAUGGGUCGUGUCGGUCGUGAAGUUCUUGGAAUUGGUCAGCUUCUGCUGCUUAUCUUCCUCAUGGCUAGCAACAUCUUGACUUUUAACAUCUUGAUGAACGUACUGACCGAUCACGGUACCUGUACCAUCGUCUUUGGCGUAGUCGGCCUUGUAAUCUGUUUCCUUGGUGCCUUGCCUCGUACCAUGGAGAAGGUCUACUGGAUGUCCGUCAUUUCUUUCUUGAGUGUUUUGGUCGCUACCAUCAUCACUAUGAUCACCGCCGGCGUGGAAGCCAAGGAACACGUCGUGAACGAGGUGACCACGGACGUUUCUUUCCGCGAGGGCUUCUUGGCCGUUACCAACAUCAUCUUCGCCUACCUCGCCCACGUUGCCUAUUUCGGCUUCAUGUCAGAGACGGAGGACCCGCGCACCUUCAAUAAGUCGCUUGCGAUGCUUCAGAUUAUUGACACUGUCCUGUACCUUGUCAGCGCUUUGCUAAUCUACCACUACAUUGGACCCAACGUCCAGUCUCCCGCUAUCUCGUCUCUCAGCCCCGUCAUGAGCAAGGUUGCUUGGGGUAUUGCUAUUCCUACUACUAUCCUCUCCGGUGUCGUCCUGGGUCACGUUGCUUGCAAGUACAUAUACGUGCGUAUGUUCCGUGGUUCCGACAAGAUGCACAGCCGCAGUCUACUUUCCAUCGGAUCUUGGGUCGCUAUUUGCAUCGCUGUCUGGAUCAUUUCCUGGGUUGUAGCUGAGUCGAUUCCCGUUUUCAACGACCUCCUAAGUCUCAUUAGCGCUCUGUUUGGAAGUUGGUUCAGCUUCGGUCUGCCUGCCGUCUUCUGGCUCCACAUGAACAAGGGCCAAUACUUCCGCAACUGGAAGAAGGCCGUUUUGACGAUUACGAAUGUUCUGAUUUUCAUUAUUUCUUGCGCCAUCUGUGGAUUGGGUCUCUACGUCUCUGGCGUUGCGAUCCACGGCGAUUCGGGCUCCAGCAGCUGGUCCUGUGCUAACAGCGCCUGA
This is a messenger RNA of Penicillium cataractarum, 1356 nucleotides long. RefSeq lists its product as uncharacterized. The transcript has 10 exons. Gene Ontology annotation, biological process: amino acid transmembrane transport. The record is from RefSeq and is a predicted model, not a curated record. Gene Ontology annotation, cellular component: vacuolar membrane. NCBI's taxonomy places the organism in Eukaryota, Fungi, Ascomycota, Eurotiomycetes, Eurotiales, Aspergillaceae. Gene Ontology annotation, molecular function: amino acid transmembrane transporter activity. The coding region runs from base 1 to 1356 and encodes 451 amino acids.